Molecule: messenger RNA, 1760 nt
Organism: Nothobranchius furzeri (turquoise killifish)
Lineage: Eukaryota; Metazoa; Chordata; Actinopteri; Cyprinodontiformes; Nothobranchiidae
Gene: dhrs12la
Product: dehydrogenase/reductase 12-like a
Source: RefSeq, a predicted model, not a curated record
UCUCUCCAUGCUGCCACUGGGGGGCCGGUGGACCAGUGGUUCCACGUGGUUUGUGACCAGAGUAAAAGGAAGCGCAGAGGACCUGUCCCAGCAGAGGCUUCCAGACCUGCACCAUGUCUCUGUACCGUAACUCCGCCUGGUUCCUGAAAGGCCUGACCGAGUUCACCAAAAAUGGCUUCCUGUCAGCCUCCAAGCGCUUUGUGGAGAAGGACCUGGACGUGUCCAUGGCUGGACGUACCGUCAUGAUCACAGGAGCCAACAGUGGCAUUGGGAAAGCCGCCGCCAUGGCCAUCGCCAAGAGAGGUGGAACGAUCCACAUGGUAUGCAGGAACAAGGACAAAGCUGAGGAGGCCAGGGCGGAUAUUGUCAAAGAGACGGGAAAUAAAGAGGUCUACGUCCACAUCCUGGACUUGUCUGAGACAAGGAAGGUCUGGGAGUUUGCUGAGGCCUUUAAGAGGAAGUACAAGACUCUGAAUGUUCUGAUCAACAAUGCAGGAGCCAUCAUGAGUCAGAGAGAUGUGAACGCUGAGGGACUGGAGAAGAGUUUUGCUGUCAACGUUCUGGGGGUUUACAUUCUCACCAAGAGUCUGAUCCCCCUGCUGGAGAAGAGUCCAGAUCCCAGAGUGAUCUCGGUGACAUCAGGAGGGAUGUUGGUGCAGAAACUCAGGAUAGGAAACCUGCAGUCCGAGCGGGGUCGCUUUGACAGCACCAUGGUCUACGCCCAGCACAAAAGGCAGCAGGUGGUGAUGACAGAGCAAAUGGCAAAAACUCACACUGCCGUCCACUUCUCCGUUAUGCAUCCCGGUUGGGUGGACACUCCAGCGGUGGCCAACGCCAUGCCCGACUUUCACCGCUCCAUGAAGGAAAGUCUGCGGACCCCAGAGCAGGGGGCAGACACGGUGGUGUGGCUCGCUCUGUCUGAAGCUGCUACCACAAACCCCAGUGGACGCUUCUAUCAAGACAGAAAGCUGGCCCCCACCCACCUGCCGCUGGCCUGGACCCACAGCUCCCCCCUGGAGGAGCAGAAGUUGAUGUCACUGCUGGACGACUUGGCCAAGACGUUUCAGCCACACUGAGCCGGCGCCACACGGGAGCAUCAUCACUAACACUUCACUUUCUAAUGACCGGGGCUGAUUUCUGUACUUUAACCCCCCCCCCCCCCCCCCCCCCCCCAAGCACUGUGAGAUGUACCCUUGGAUGAGGUGGUCAGUCUUCAUCAGGACAGAGAUCUUGUGAGCCGAGGGGGUGGGAAACAGCAAAUAAAGGUAGCUGUAGCUAGAGGAUUUACAGGUUGGUAACGUUUUUAGCUAGCAGUGAGCUUAACUUAUUAUGAACUAGACAUUUUACUGUGCAAGUGUUUGACAGUGAUGCUGCUGAUGGAGAGAAGGUACAACCGACUUCAUCAACAGGUCCAAUCAGAUGGGAAUCUGAAGAGACCAGAGUAGUUAUUGUCUACACCGGUCUCAGGUUCAGCGUCACCUCUGUGCUUUUGACUCACAGUUGUUUCAAGUGUUGUGCAUUCGUGUAUGUAACCCCCGUGUGUGUGUGUGUGUGUGUGCUGUUUUGUUGUGUAGCUACUGUUCGGUACAGGCUGAACCCAGACUAGAGGCGAGCCGUUCUCUCUGCAGCAUCACUCGACAUGUGCAACAAAUCCACGUUUGUGACGCGAUAUCUGCUCGGCGCCUUUAGGAAAACCUCUGGCUGGCUGUAACAAACUCCUGAGUUCAUCUAAUGAAAAUAAAAACUAUAUAUGUAAGGUU